Messenger RNA from Symbiodinium sp. CCMP2592, 1716 nucleotides. The record is from the annotation of a GenBank genome assembly. Lineage: Eukaryota; Dinophyceae; Suessiales; Symbiodiniaceae.
AUGUCUUGGACUUUGGUAGAAGCCGCCAGGCUCUCGCAGUCCAUCCGCCGGAGCCAGAAAGAUCACCUUUUGGUUUUCGUCACUGCCGAGGCCUUCAGCGCAGGCUUCCUCAGCGUGGCGACAUCCUUCCCCGGUGUUUCCGGAAGCGCCAGCGGUAUCCCACUCGGUUUGAACAGCCUGUGGUUCGGAGCCUUCUUCAGCCUCUUCAACAUGAUCCUUGGCCUUGCAUUCUACCUCUGGGGCGCCCGCAUUGGUCGGCUUUGCUUCCGGAGGCAGUGGGCAGCCGUCGUACGGUUUUCCGAGGCGUGGCAGAAGGAAAGGUCUGCUUCGAAGCGGCUCCUGCCAGGUUCGGGCAAGUUGGUGCCAGACGGUUCUCGACAGGAUCGCCAUCAGCCGGUGUUCGUCCGUCAUGAGGUGCAGCUGGUUUCUGCAGGUUGGUACCAUAGCCUGGCGACUCUCCAAACCGGUGAGACCGUCGCUUGGGGUCGGAACAACUGCGGACAGCUGGGCGAUGGAACGAGGACAGAUCGCACAAGGCCUGUUCCGGUGCUCGGGCCGAUGGCGCUGGAAGGGACCAAGCUCAUGAAUGCAGAGCAGCUGGCUGCUGGCCAGGACCACAGCUUGGCCAUUGUGCAAGUGCCCGGACAUGGCAAGUCCGUCGUUUAUGGUUGGGGGGCGAACGUCGGUAAGCCAGCUGCAGACGAGGAUAGAUUUACUAUGGUGUCGCCUGACGUGCUGUACCCGCAGGCUCUCAUUGUGGACAUCGUGCAAAUAAGUGCAGGACGGAAUCACUCAUUUGCGCUUCGCGACACUGGGGAGUUGUUUGCCUGGGGCAAGAACGGAUAUGGCCAGCUCGGGGACUGCACAGUUCUACCCAAAACGGAGCCGACAAAAGUCAUGAACCUGGUGCGGCAGGUCGUAGCUGGCGUUGACUUCAGCCUCGCAGUCUUGGACAGCAGCACCGUGAUGGCUUUCGGUUGUUGCUCAGGAGGCAGGUUGGGCACGGGAGGCACCACCCACCUGCAGGCGCCAACACCCGUCUUGGAAGGUGUGAAGUCAGUAGUCGCCGGCCACUGCCACUGCUUCGCGCUCCUCGAGUCGGGAGAAUGCCUAGGCUGGGGUGUCAACCAGCACGGCUGCGUCCGCGUGGGCGGGGAUCCUGAAAUCCUGGCUCCAGUCAAGGUCGAUCUCAAGGACAUCGUUGAGAUCAAAGCAGGGGAUGGUACAACAUUAGCACGGCUAUCAAGUGGUGAUUAUGCCGUUUGGGGCCGCAACUGGCAGAACCAAAUCGCCUGCCUCAACGAUCUUGGACUGAAUGUUGCGUUGAACUGGCGUCCAAGUGAUACCGUGCGUGGGGAAGUUGCCGUAGAGUCGAUGGCAGAUUCCAGCAACUACGACAUCAAGGCCCUCAUGGCUUCAAAAGCAGCCCUCAAGGAAGGCCGAACACCACACGGUGCGGCGGAAGUGGCCGCAGAGUUCGCCGGCAAGGCCGCCAUGGACGUGGCGCGCGCCAGCGGCGCCAGCGUGCAGGAGGCUGCGGCAGCUGCAGGGAGAGCCGCGGCCAACGCAGCCCGCACAGCUGGAAUGACGCAAGGCCCUACGCUCUACGCGCACUUGCUCACGCGCUCGAGGGCAGAGCCUCGAACCUUCGCAGCGGGGCGAGCAGCUACUGAGCUUUCUUCAGAUGUGGCUACAGCGGAAGAGGCGCUACUGUAA